This is a messenger RNA of Penicillium cataractarum, 1581 nucleotides long. RefSeq lists its product as uncharacterized. Gene Ontology annotation, cellular component: membrane. NCBI's taxonomy places the organism in Eukaryota, Fungi, Ascomycota, Eurotiomycetes, Eurotiales, Aspergillaceae. The record is from RefSeq and is a predicted model, not a curated record. The transcript is spliced from 5 exons. Gene Ontology annotation, molecular function: transmembrane transporter activity. Gene Ontology annotation, biological process: transmembrane transport. The coding region runs from base 1 to 1581 and encodes 526 amino acids.
AUGAAGUCACUCGAAUACCAAGAUGACUUGGAUCUUGAAGCCCGUGGGUAUCGCCGUGAAAUGCCCCGGCAGUUCUCAACAUUCAGUCUUGUUGCUCUCUCAUUCAGUCUAACGUGCACCUGGUCAGGUACUGGCUCGUCAAUUGGUAUCUCUCUGCAGGAAGCCUCCGCAGCAGGCACUAUAUGGUCGCUUCCAGUGGCCGCUCUAAUGACAGCAAUCCUUUCAGCCGGUGUUGCCGAAUUGGCAUCGGCGUAUCCUGUCGCUGGGGCCCAGUACUACUGGGCAUUCUGUCUUUCAUCCAAAGAAUGGCGAGCCUUUGCGUCUUAUAUGAACGGCUGGCUAAGUAUUUUGGGAUGGUGGCUAGCCAGUGGUGCAGCCUGCAACUUCAUUGCAUCUUUAAUUUUGUCGAUCGUGGUUCUCUGGUACCCGGAUUAUGAGAUCCAGAACUGGCAACAAUGGCUUGUCUAUGCUGGCAUUGUGUGGCUCGCCGUCGCACUCAAUACAUGGGGUUCACAGCUGCUUCCUCUUUACAAUCGUUUCAACUUUAUCGUAGCAUGCGCUACUCUCACCACGACGACUAUCACACUCUUCGUCUGCAGUCGAAACAAUCACGCCGCUCCUAAGUGGACUUUCGGCGAUGCCACUAACGGGACUGGAUGGAAAAGUGAGGGAUUCGCCUUUUUAUUGGCAAUCAGCAAUGCCGUGUACGCAUUUCUUGGAACAGAUUGUGGGGCACACAUCUGCGAGGAAAUUCAUGAUCCAACCCGGAAUACACCCAAGGUCAUCUUAUACCCGGUCCUCAUGGGCCUAGUUACCGCGUUUCCCUUUGCUGCCGCUUGCAUGAACGCCAUCACCGAUAUCGAUGCAGUGCUGAACUCGCCGUCGGGUGUCCCUCUAAUUGAGAUUUACUACCAAAGUACCGGUUCCAAAGCAGCCUCGUCCGUCCUAUUGGCUUUGUUUGCAUUUUGCUUUUUCGGGUGUACCGUUGGGAAUGGUACCACAUGCUCUAGAACAAUCUGGGCUGUUUCGCGAGAUGAUAUGCUCCCAUUCAGUCGAGUUUGGGCAACUGUCAACACUCAAUUCCAAAUCCCACUAAAUGCACUUUGCCUAACUGGCACAGUUGUUUCUCUAUACGGCCUGAUUUUCCUUGGCUCGUCGACAGCCUUCUCUGCAAUGGUCGGCGCCGCCAUUAUUUUCCUUCAAACAUCCUGUGCUUUACCCCAGGCUAUUCUUCUAUGGCGUGGGCGUCAUAUCUUACCUGAAAGACCCUUCUCGCUCGGCCGAUUUGGGUUUGCCAUCAACCUUGUCUCUGUGCUAUGGGUCGUCCUCCUUGACAUUCUCUGUUUCUUCCCGGUUGAGAUGCCAGUGACCAAGGAGAACAUGAAUUAUGUGUCUGUUGUCUCGAUGGGUCUCACGUUCACUGUUUUUGUACUUUAUUUCUUUUCAAAGAAGGGCAAGUAUCUUGGGCCACGGAUGCCGAACGAAGAUCCAAGUCAGGCGACGUAUCAGGUAGAUGAAGGACAGGAAGUCAACACUGAUGCACAGGUGUAUUCUGAGGAGGAUAUGGCAAAGAAGAAGUAA